Messenger RNA from Hibiscus syriacus, 1893 nucleotides. Its product is annotated as glutathione hydrolase 3-like. Gene Ontology annotation, molecular function: glutathione gamma-glutamate hydrolase. The transcript is spliced from 7 exons. The record is from RefSeq and is a predicted model, not a curated record. Lineage: Eukaryota; Viridiplantae; Streptophyta; Magnoliopsida; Malvales; Malvaceae. Gene Ontology annotation, cellular component: plasma membrane. The coding region runs from base 1 to 1878 and encodes 625 amino acids. Gene Ontology annotation, biological process: glutathione catabolic process.
AUGGGGAGACAUAACAUGGAAGUUCCUCUUUUAGAUUCGGUGCCAAAUCAGAAGAACAAUAACAGAAACAACCAUGGGAGUACAGCUCUCUGGUUCUUUCUUGUCUGUGCAACCUUUUCAAUCGCAGGCCUAAUAAUAUUUGAAGACGACUUUAGUUAUAAUGGAGGAAGCAAAAACAAUGAAAGGGUUGGAGUUCGUGGCCCCGACAGCGUUGAGUCGGAGCACGGCGUUGUUGCUGCUGAUGACGGUCGAUGUUCCGAAGCCGGUGUGCUUAUGCUCAAGAAAGGUGGACAUGCGGUGGAUGCUGCGGUGGCAACGGCGUUGUGCAUCGGAGUUGUCAACCCAAUGUCUAGUGGGAUUGGAGGUGGAGCUUUCAUGGUUGUUAGGUCUUCAUUGACUUCACAAGUCCAAGCCUUUGAUUCGAGAGAAACCGCCCCCUUAGCUGCUUCGCAGAACAUGUAUGCGAAUGAUACGAGAGCCAAGUACCAUGGUGCAUUGUCGAUGGGAGUUCCUGGUGAGAUCGCUGGCCUUCAUGAAGCUUGGUCGAGAUAUGGUCGACUAGAUUGGAAGACACUAUUUGAGCCUGCAAUAAAACUAGCUAAAGACGGAUUUUCCGUCGGACCAUAUCUCGGAUUAAACCUUGCUUCGUAUGCGCAGAGGAUCAUGAAUGAUCCUGGCUUAAGGCAAAUGUUUGCACCGGAGGGGAAGUUGUUACGAGCAGGUGAAAAGUGCCAGAGAGUAGAGCUAGCCCACAGCCUUGAGGAACUGGCAGAACAAGGACCGGGGGCCUUAUAUAAUGGAACCGUCGGAGAAAAAUUGGUCGAAGAUGUGAGGCAGGGUGGUGGGAUUUUGACAAAGGAGGAUUUAAGGAAUUACAAGGUUGAAAUUACAGAUGCAAUUUUUGCAAAUGUGAUGAAUUACACUAUAUAUGGAAUGCCACCGCCUUCGACCGGAACGCUUGGACUGGCUCUGGUUAUGAACAUCUUGGACAGCUAUGGAAGUGCCAAUGCUGCAAAGGGCGAUCUCCGAAUGCAUCGCCUGAUUGAAGCUUCGAAACACAUGUUUGCCGAAAGAAUGAACUUGGGUGACCCUGAUUUUGUUAACGUAACCAAAUAUGUAUCCGAAAUGCUUUCUGUUUCUUAUGCAAAGCAAAUCCAGGAGAAGAUAGUUGACAACACAACUUUCCCUGCAAGCUAUUAUAUGUACAGAUGGAGUCAACUUAGAGACCACGGAACUAGCCAUUUCUGCGUUGUGGACGCAGAUCGCAAUGCCGUGUCGAUGACCACCACUGUAAAUUUCCCUUUCGGAGCUGGAGUGCUAUCGCCUUCCACUGGGAUUCUCAUUAACAAUGGGAUGGGUGAUUUCUCAGCACCAACAGAGAUCUCCCCAGACAUGCUCCCUCCUGCUCCGGCAAAUUUCAUUAGACCAAACAAGAGACCUCUAUCUUCCAUGGCACCACUUAUUAUUACCAAGGAUAAUCAGCUGGCAGGAGUCAUUGGUGGCAGUGGUGGAAUGAAAAUAAUACCAGCGGUAGCCCAGGUUUUUCUAAAUCAUUUCGACUCGGGGAUGCAACCCUUAGCUGCAGUUCAACAUCCAAGGAUCUACCACAAGCUAAUACCAAAUGUAGUUUCCUAUGAAAACUUGACUUGCAUCAAUGGUGAUCACAUCGAGCUUGCAGAGGAGACAAAGGUGUUCCUCGGAGACAAGGGGCAUCAGCUGCAGCCCAUGUCAGGUGGAGCUGUUGUUCAGUUCGUUGUACAAACACUCCAAGAACCGAUAGACACGGGUCGUAAAUUCGGAGAAGAUCCGAACAUAUUUCGUGGAAAAUUAACCGCUGUUAGUGACCCUAGAAAAGAUGGCAAGUCUGCUGCCCUUUGAAUAACUUGCUAAGCA